GUUUGUUUUCCUUAUCAGCAGGUUUCUACAAGGGAGACCUGUGGGGAAGUGCCGAUGUAUAAAGUCUCGUGUUUUAUCAGUUUAGCUGAAUCACAUGCCACGCUACGGUCAAUGUGCUUAUCAGUAGUAUAUGGAUUUCAAAAGACUGCACACUGCAUUCAACUGUGCAGUUUAGUGAUGGCUGUUACAGCAUUACCUCCCCAGUUACCAGUGGUUUGAUUUCCUUCUAUCCCAUUAUGGAAAAAGCACUUGCCAUAGCCAACGUGGUCUUUGGAUUGGUUACCUUUUGCUUCCACGAUCCUGAAUCGGCCACUGCCACUGUAGGUAUUUGUGGAGGAAUUUACCUGAUGGUGUUUGGUCUUCUUCUCAUUAGUUCAAAGUUGAAAAAUAAAGUCAUUAUCAUAGGACUGGGAGUAAAAGCAACGUUCAUUGGUAUCGCAUUAAUCAACCUUUAUACCAAGAGUUUCGACAGCUAUCAAGGAUUACUCGACAAUUGUCAAUUAAUAGCUACUGUUAUUUAUGGAUUAAAACAAUGUGAUAGAAUUGCCUGGGAUCCAAUCAUGGCCGUUCUUGGCCUUCUAAUUAUCGUUGUCAACUCAUUCUUGGCCGUGAUUACUUAUAUCUCAAAGAGCAAUUCAAAUUCAAAGACAAUCGUUGGAUUCGAUUGAAAAUUAAAAAAUGUUAGUGUUUGAAAAAACAAAUUCUUUUUAGGUUACAAUUCUAAUAUUUCUCUUGAUUUGAUUAUUACACGGUUCUGAUUUCCUAAUUA
Daphnia pulicaria is the source of this 769-nucleotide messenger RNA. RefSeq lists its product as uncharacterized. The coding region runs from base 237 to 668 and encodes 143 amino acids. The record is from RefSeq and is a predicted model, not a curated record. The transcript has 3 exons. NCBI's taxonomy places the organism in Eukaryota, Metazoa, Arthropoda, Branchiopoda, Diplostraca, Daphniidae.